Molecule: messenger RNA, 1123 nt
Organism: Cricetulus griseus (Chinese hamster)
Lineage: Eukaryota; Metazoa; Chordata; Mammalia; Rodentia; Cricetidae
Source: RefSeq, a predicted model, not a curated record
AUGCAGGAUUUAAUGUGGUUUCUCUCUUGUGAACCAGGUGGGCCAGGCUAAAGACGAACUGCUGACCAAUCAGCUGAUAGACCACCUGAUGGGGGAGAGCGAUGGCAUGCCAAAGGAUGCCAAGUACCUGUUCCGCUUGUACAUGGCGCUGAAACAGUACCGUGAGGCCGCCCGGACCGCCAUCAUCAUUGCCCGAGAAGAGCAGUCUGCAGGAAACUACAGGAAUGCACAUGACGUUCUCUUCAGUAUGUAUGCAGAACUGAAAUCACAGAAGAUCAAAAUCCCCUCUGAGAUGGCUACCAACCUCAUGAUCUUACACAGUUACAUACUCGUGAAGGUUCAUGUUAAGAGUGGAGACCAUAUGAAGGGGGCCCGCAUGCUCAUUCGGGUGGCCAACAACAUCAGCAAGUUCCCGUCCCACAUCGUGCCUAUCCUUACAUCUACUGUGAUCGAGUGUCACAGGGCAGGCCUCAAGAACUCUGCUUUCAGCUUUGCAGCUAUGCUGAUGAGGCCCGAAUACCGCAACAAAAUUGAUGCCAAGUACAAAAAGAAAAUCGAGGCAAUGGUCAGGAGGCCAGACACAUCCGAGACAGAAGAGGUCACCACCCCAUGUCCAUUCUGCCAGUUUCUUCUCCCAGAAUGUGAGCUCCUUUGUCCCGGCUGUAAAAACAACAUUCCCUAUUGCAUUGCAACAGGCCGACACAUGUUGAAAGAUGAUUGGACAAUGUGCCCGCACUGUGGCUUCCCUGCACUGUACUCAGAAUUCAAGAUCUUACUAAACAGUGAAAGCACCUGUCCCAUGUGUUCAGAAAGAUUAAACUCUAGUCAACUGAAAAAAAUUUCAGACUGCACCCAGUACCUCCGGACAGAAACGGAACAGUGAGCAGCAGGCCCAGUGCUCCUGAGUAGAUGGCAUCUCCCCCCAGGAGGCUGUGUCCAGCCCUGGCAGACUUGAAGAAUGAAACAGCCUAGCAAGUUCAGCCUCUCCGGUGACAUAGUGACACAACCUGCUGCUUCUUGAACCUUGUAUAGUUCCUCUUCGAAGUCCUAUACAGUGUAAAUACCCAGUUUUCUAAUCAUUUUUUAUUUAAGUAUCUCCUUUCAAAUAAAACUGUUGACUAGA